Molecule: messenger RNA, 609 nt
Organism: Babesia ovata
Lineage: Eukaryota; Apicomplexa; Aconoidasida; Piroplasmida; Babesiidae
Product: kinase phosphorylation protein, putative
Exons: 3
Coding region: 1-609 (202 amino acids)
Source: RefSeq, a predicted model, not a curated record
AUGGACAUCCGCCUAAGUCCUCCUCGGGAGGGCGUCCGAGGCGGACGUGAACAGUUUAAGUGGGACGAGGUGAAGAAGUACUUUACAAAGGAACGCGAACACUAUUUGGGUCAUAGCGUUAAGAUUGGUAUGAUCGAGCACAAGAACAAGUUCUACAAACAUGACUGGUAUAUGAAGGAUGAAGGAUUGGGUGAUACUUCAGAUGCAGCUGAAGAAAUGAAGUUAAUAAAACUUUAUGAAGAUGAGUUGAUGCAAGAAAUGCUCGGCGCGAUACCAAAGCGCUUGAUGCUGCUAAAAAGCAGGCCAACUGACGUUGCAACAUUGCGAAAAUUGCUGAAUGUUGACCAUGAGGCCAAACCUGUUACAGAGCAUAGCAGUGCGGAAGUUCUUGACGCCAAAACGUCUGAUGCACCACAGGCUUCAGCACACAAAUCAAAUCGCAUUCAUUCUAGUAGCGUGCCGCGGAUAGGUCAUCGGAGGUCACGUGAUCGUAGCAGGCAUCGCAACCGGUCCCGUGAGCGUCGUUCACGCAGAAGUCCGUAUCGUUCGCCAUCUAGGCAUAGAUCCCGUAGGAACGAGAGGAUGUUGAGGCGAAGCCGGUCCAGAUAG